AUGAAGAUGCACGCUGGUGUCAGUGGUGGUGGCAGUGGCAUGAAGGACCACGACUCGCUUCCGCCCCAUCGCAGGCUAUACACCUUCGAUCAGGACAACCCUUACAUCUUCACGGGCUACAGAGCGUUUCUCACAUACCGGCAAUGUCUCAUGACGAUAUGUGGCUUGCACAAUGAGCUGCUCAACAUCUGGACACACCUCCUCGGCUUCAUUUGGGGCUUCUCUGCGUUUGUGUGGAACAACGCCGUUCUCUUUGCCAAGGAUCAGACGCAGCCCAUCGUGGACGCGGAUGGUGCUCCAACGGAUGCCGCCCAACUCGAGACAGAUCGCUUUGUCCUCAACGCAUAUCUCAUCUGCGUUCAGGCCUGCUUGCUCGCAUCUGGGCUGUUUCAUCUGUUUCUGCCGCACAUCAGUGAGAAGACGAGCCUGCGCUGGCUGCAGCUUGAUCUCCUGGGCAUCACCUUUGGCAUGCUCGGCUGCUAUGUCCCGGGCAUCCACUUUGGCUUCUAUUGCAUGCCGGACGUGCGAUGGUUCUACACGGUCGUGUGCGGGUUUAUGUUUGUGAUCAACCUCCUCAUGCAGCUGCACAAGGACUUCCUCUCCCACCGCUGGGCCAUGAAGCGCGUUCUCCUCUACGCCUGCACCCUCGGCUUUGGGCUGAUACCUGUGGUGCACUGGACGACGCUGCCGCACGACGAUCCUGAGGAGCUUGGUGUUUUCCUGCCGCGCGUCCUCAUAUCGUAUGCGCUCAUGAUCAUCGGCGUCGCAUUCUACAUCUCCCGCUUUCCAGAACGCGCAUGCCCAGGAUCGUUUGACAUCUUCUGCUCGUCACACCAGUGGUGGCACACGUUUGUGCUGCUGGCGUUUGUGUGGUGGUACCGGUCAAGCGUCACCCUCUUUGAAUACCGCCAGCAGCACCCCUGCCCGGCACCCUAG
Molecule: messenger RNA, 936 nt
Organism: Salpingoeca rosetta
Lineage: Eukaryota; Choanoflagellata; Craspedida; Salpingoecidae
Exons: 7
Coding region: 1-936 (311 amino acids)
Cellular component (GO): membrane
Molecular function (GO): signaling receptor activity
Source: RefSeq, a predicted model, not a curated record